Molecule: messenger RNA, 618 nt
Organism: Lizanozyma spartinae
Lineage: Eukaryota; Fungi; Ascomycota; Pichiomycetes; Serinales; Debaryomycetaceae
Exons: 2
Coding region: 1-618 (205 amino acids)
Source: RefSeq, a predicted model, not a curated record
AUGGUUCUCACCGUUCUCAUGUUCCGGUACCGGCGAUACGUUGCCAACGGUAGAAAAGUGCCAGGAAACACUUUGUUCAAAGCCAGUGAAUAUAGAACCUAUGUUUCACCCUUGGAGAUCGACAUCUACUUGCACAAAUCCAAUUCCACCUACUUUGCUGAUUUAGACAUUGCCAGAACCAAAUUGGUCGGGGAAAGAUUCGGCCCGCUUUUUUGGAAUUAUUAUGAUAACACAAACGACGAAUUCUCCACCAGAUCUUUGUCCAAUGUCCCUUAUAUCCCUAUGGGGUCCGUCCAAGCGACAUUUAAGAAGGAGCUAACGUUGUUCACUCGAUAUUUCAUCAAAAGCCGUGUGUUUGCAUGGGACUCCAAAUGGAUGUACAUUUUGUCGCAGUUUGUCGUGAGACACCCCAACACCAAAAAGGAGACAUUGUAUUGUGCAGCAGUCACCAAAUAUGUGUUUAAGAAGAAUGGUAGAAUGACCAUUAAACCUGAGGAGUUGAUUAAAGAGUGUGGCUUAUGGAACGACGACGUUGUGAAGGAGAACGAAAUCAACUAUAAGUUGGUUGAACAUAUGAAAGACAUUGACGACAUUGAACAAGUGUGUAGAAACUUUUAG